UUAUAUAUUAUAGAGAACAUGUACGUCUAGCAUGUAUAUUAGAUUAAACAGUUUCCACAUAUGCGCGUGCAUUGAUGCACAUAAACGCGAAACGCUCGCAGAAGUCCACUCCGCCCCUAUACAAACAUAAACACAGAUAUAUACACCCGGAUUUGCAAGUAAUAUAAUAUAAAUGUACACACGAUACGCGUACAAAUGAGUUUGCACUAAUAUAUAGAGAGAGGCACACAUCCACAGCCACACACGCGCACUCACAGCCACACACACACACACAUCUAUAUAUACAUCUAUAUAUAUAUAGACAAGCCGAGCCGAGCCGGUUAGUAUAGCGACAGUGUAUACAGGAGAAGCGAUGGAGUACAGUCGACGCGCGUUAGCUGUGCUGGUGUUACCUCUUUUAUUGUGGAUCAUUAACCAACAUACAGCAGAAUCUCUGGAGUUGGUUGUAUUCCCCAACAGAACAAGGCUUGUACCUCUGGGUUCAAAUCUGGUGCUGAACUGUAUGGCCCUGGGCCCAGGACCACACGGAAACCGACCGAAACUUGUUUGGAUUACUCCCGGAGGAAAAGAGAUCGACUCCUCUUUCGGAAGGUUAUCAACAAACAGAGGUUACUACACAUCACACCUCUAUAUAAACAAUAUCUCACAGUCAGACGCUGGCCGAUUCACUUGCCGUGCCACUGGUCAUCGUAAGAAGAUUCUAGAGGAAGAGCACUUUUAUCUGAAUGUAUAUCAAUCAAUCAUCUACGUUGAUUGUCCUACGGUUCAAAUACUGAGAAAAAACAGUUCCGGCCUGAUAAGAUGUGUGGUUGAUGCCACCCCUGCCGUGGUGGUGUCUUGGCGGUUAAAAGGACGCUAUAUAUACGAUGGACCCACCUAUGCUCAAGAACGAAAUGGUCUCAGAAUAUUGAACGUGACCGCUGAAGAUGCUGCCAUCUACACGUGUAUAUCAGAAGUUCCCUCUUUGGGGGACUUUCGAACUCGAGACAUCAGAGUUCGAGUCAUAGAUCCUAAGGGGACCAGCGGCGAAGUUAGACGGUGAACGUUUGUACCAGCCCGGUAUGACAAAGAAUAGCGUAUCUUCUGGAUGGCCAUAAACAGCUUGCCUGCCGCCGACAUCACAACUGAAUCAUCUCAUCUGUCCAUGUUUUCUACUUUGAAUAUCACAUAGAACAGUCUUCAACAAUUUUAUGACAUUUCGUGAGUGUGUAUACAUAAUAUACACACCGCACAUAUUUAGGAAAUAUAAUAUACAUUACAUACACACAUACAAAUAGAUACAUAUGAAAUAUAUACAUAUAUAUAUAUAUAUAUA
Messenger RNA from Octopus sinensis (East Asian common octopus), 1315 nucleotides. Its product is annotated as contactin-3. Gene Ontology annotation, biological process: cell-cell adhesion. Lineage: Eukaryota; Metazoa; Mollusca; Cephalopoda; Octopoda; Octopodidae. The transcript has 6 exons. Bases 353 to 1042 code for a protein of 229 amino acids. The record is from RefSeq and is a predicted model, not a curated record.